Molecule: messenger RNA, 5031 nt
Organism: Tripterygium wilfordii
Lineage: Eukaryota; Viridiplantae; Streptophyta; Magnoliopsida; Celastrales; Celastraceae
Product: CLIP-associated protein
Exons: 22
Coding region: 462-4781 (1439 amino acids)
Biological process (GO): microtubule cytoskeleton organization
Cellular component (GO): cytoplasmic microtubule
Molecular function (GO): microtubule binding
Source: RefSeq, a predicted model, not a curated record
ACCACCACAACCAAUAAACCACUAACCGAAACCCACCCGACAUCCCUCCGUGUCAGUUUCCUCUUCAGCGAAUUCAAUCACAGAAUAGUGAGAAUACUAACUAGACAGUGGCAAAUCACGGUAAAUAAUCCCCGAUUCCGGUGGCAAAAACUGGUUCUAAUCCAACCACAAGUCCAUAGCAUAGAGACAUCAUCUUCCUUCCCCGUUAAUCUAGUUAUUCUAGUAUGCUUUAGUCUCUCUCUGCGCUUAACUUAAACUCCUUAUUAAUUUAGCGAUACUUCUCCCCUAAUUCUUUCUCUUUCACUCUCACUGAAGUCAAUCACCAACAACAAUUCCACUUUAAUUUAAUAUCCAAUAACUUCUGGUAUCUGGAUUAUACUACUGGCAUUGAGAGAAGAGUCUAGUCUCUCAUAUCAAAUCUUGGUCCAGAUCUGAGCCUCGCCGCAUCAGAUCGGAGUACAAUGGAGGAGGCGCUGGAGCUGGCGCGGGCCAAGGAUACUAAGGAGAGGAUGGUCGGAGUGGAGCGUCUUCACCAGCUUCUAGAAGCAUCGAGAAAGAGCCUUAGUUCAGCGGAGACGACGUCACUUGUCGAUUGUUGCUUGGAUCUUCUCAAGGAUAACAACUUCAGGGUCUCUCAGGGUGCUCUCCAGGCCCUUGCCUCCGCUGCCGUGCUCUCCGGUGAACACUUGAAGUUGCAUUUCAAUGCACUUGUCCCUGCUGUUGUUGAGCGCCUCGGCGAUGCUAAACAGCCCGUCAGAGACGCCGCCAGACGCCUGUUGCUUACUCUCAUGGAGGUUUCUUCUCCGACUAUCAUCGUUGAAAGAGCAGGCUCUUAUGCAUGGAUACACAAAAGUUGGAGAGUCAAAGAAGAGUUUGCUCGGACUGUCACAUCCUCAAUUGGUCUUUUUGCAUCCACCGAACUCCCUCUUCAACGGGCUAUUCUUCCACCUAUUUUGCAGAUGUUGACUGACCCAAAUCAUGGUGUUAGAGAAGCAGCUAUAGCAUGCAUUGAGGAGAUGUAUGCACAAGCUGGGCCUCAAUUUCGUGAUGAGCUUCUGCGCCAUAACCUUCCUAUGUCCAUGAUGAAAGAUAUUAAUGCCAGGCUAGAGAGAAUUGAACCACAAAUUCGAUCUUCAGAUGGACUUAAGAGUAAUUUUCCUGUUGGAGAGAUGAAGCCUGCAAGCAUAAAUUCCAAGAAAAGUAGUCCGAAGGCCAGGGGUUCCUUAAGAGACAAUUCUCUGUUUGGAGGCGAAAGUGAUGUCCCCGAAAAACCCAUUGAGCCAAUUAAAGUGUACUCAGAAAAGGAGCUCAUUAGGGAAUUUGAGAAGAUUGUUUCUACCUUGGUGCCAGAAAAAGACUGGUCUAUCCGCAUUGCCGCCAUGCAGAGAGUUGAAGCCCUUGUUGUUGGAGGUGCUGCUGACUAUCCUUGUUUUCGCGGUCUCUUGAAGCAACUUGUUGGGCCAUUCAGCACACAAUUAUCUGAUCGAAGAUCUAGCAUAGUGAAGCAGGCUUGCCAUUUAUUAUCCUAUUUAUCAAAAGAGCUCUUGGGAGAUUUUGAGGCGUGUGCUGAGAUGUUAAUUCCGGUACUUUUCAAGCUGGUCGUGAUCACAGUGCUUGUAAUUGCAGAGUCUGCAGAUAACUGCAUAAAGAUGAUGCUGCGUAACUGCAAAGUUGCUCGUGUACUUCCUCGAAUAUCAGAUUCUGCAAAGAAUGACCGUAGUGCUAUACUCCGUGCAAGGUGUUGUGAGUAUGCAUUGUUGAUAUUAGAACAUUGGCCUGAUGCUCCUGAAAUACAGCGAUCAGCUGACCUAUAUGAAGAUCUAAUAAGGUGUUGCGUAGCAGAUGCAAUGAGUGAGGUUCGUUCAACUGCGAGAACGUGUUACAGAAUGUUUGUGAAAACUUGGCCGGAGCGUUCCCGUCGUUUAUUUUCUUCCUUUGAUCCUGCUAUUCAAAGGGUUAUAAAUGAAGAGGAUGGGGGCAUGCACAGGCGAUACGCUUCUCCUUCUCUCCGUGAUAGAAGUUCACAUACACCAUUUACUACUCAAACAUCUAAUCCAAAUUUACCUGGGUAUGGAACUUCUGCUAUAGUUGCCAUGGACAGAAGUUCGACUUUAUCCUCCAGUGCAUCACUUUCCUCUGGUCUGCUUCUUUCACAUGCAAAGUCCUUGGGUAAAGGAACAGAACGUAGUCUGGAAAGUGUGCUUCAUUCAAGCAAACAGAAGGUGACUGCAAUUGAAAGCAUGCUUAGAGGAUUGGAACUCUCAGAGAAACACAACUCCUCAACUCUCAGAUCAUCUAGCUUGGAUCUAGGAGUUGACACUCCAUCAUCUCGUGAUCCGCCAUUCCCUCCUGCUGUUCCAGCUUCAAAUAGCCUCAUGAAUUCAUUAACCUUGGAAUCAACAGCCUCUGGUAUCAGUAAAAGUGGACGCAAGAGUGGAUUGAUAUUGUCUGAUAUCAUUACCCAGAUUCAAGCUUCCAAAGAUUCUGGCAAGCUAUCAUAUCACAGUAAUCUGGUAGCUGAAUCUUUGCCAACACUGUCAUCAUUUUCGGCUAAGAGGGCUUAUGAAAGGCUGCAAGAAAGACAUUCAAUUGAAGAGAACAAUGAAACUAGGGAGGCUAGGCGACAUAUGAACCCUCACAUGGACAGGCAAUACGUUGAUACACCUUACAGAGAUGCAAACUUUAGGGAAUCACAGAACUGUCACAUACCUAAUUUUCAGAGGCCACUUUUGAGAAAGAACGUCACUGGAAGAAUGUCUUCCGGCAGGAGAAAGAGUUUUGAUGAUAGUCAACUUGGAGAGAUUUCAAACUAUGUAGAAGGUCCAGCAUCUUUAAAUGAUGCUUUAGGUGAGGGAUUAAGUCCAAGUUCUGAUUGGUGUGCUAGGGUUGCUGCUUUUAAUUAUCUCCGGUCUUUGCUACAGCAAGGGCCAAAAGGAAUUCAAGAAGUGAUCCAACAUUUUGAGAAGGUAAUGAAGUUGUUUUUCCAGCAUUUGGAUGAUCCCCACCAUAAAGUUGCACAGGCAGCUCUCUCGACCCUUGCAGAUAUUAUUCCAACUUGCCGGAAGCCAUUUGAGAGCUACAUGGAAAGGAUCUUACCUCAUGUUUUCUCAAGGUUGAUUGACCCGAAAGAGUUGGUUAGGCAACCUUGCUCAACAACUUUGGAAAUUGUUAGCAAGACUUACAGCAUUGAUUCUCUUCUACCUGCAUUGCUCCGUUCCCUUGAUGAACAGCGGUCACCGAAGGCCAAAUUGGCUGUCAUUGAGUUUGCUAUUAGUUCGUUUAACAAGCAUGCAAGGAAUUCUGAUGGUGCCAGUAAUAUUGGCAUCUUGAAGUUGUGGCUUGCUAAGCUGACACCAUUAGUUCAUGAUAAGAACACCAAGCUUAAGGAAGCAGCUAUUAACUGCAUUGUAUCUGUCUACUCCCACUUUGAUUCAACAGCUGUCCUCAAUUUCAUUCUUAGUUUAUCGGUUGAAGAACAAAACUCUUUGAGACGAGCACUUAAACAGUAUACCCCUCGUAUUGAAGUGGACCUAAUGAACUUUUUGCAAAACAAGAAAGAGCGACAUCCCAAGUCCUCUUAUGACCCAUCUGAUGUUGGUGAGACACCUUCUGAGGAAGGAGGAUAUGCUGGUGCAUCAAAAAAGAGUUAUUACUUUGGAAGGUAUCCUGCUAGUUCGAUUGAUAGUGAUAGUGGUCGGAAAUGGUCUUCUAUACAAGAAUCAACCUUAGUCACUGGCAGUAUCGGCUAUGUAACUUCUGAAGAACCGAAGGAGAAUAUUUUUCUGAAUUUUGAUACUUCUACCCUGGAUGUUCAUAAUUUAACAAAUAAGGAUGUACCUUAUGCAGUCCAUCCCACUACCCAAAACAUAUCUCAUACUGACCGUCUGGAAAAUGUAAAUAAUAUUUUAAACCUGGAAGGUUUAUCUGCUCCACCUGUGGACAUGAAUGGUCAAAUAAAUUAUGGAAUCUUGGGGGUAGCUGAAGGCUUUGGGCAUGAAAAUGGUGCUUCCCCUGACUUGGACCAUAAUCAUAAACCUGCAUCAGUGAAGAUUAGCCCCAUGCAAUACACAGGUCCUAGCAUUCCUCAAAUUCUUCACAUGAUUUGCAAUAGCGAUGAUGAUGCAAGUAAGCGUGGUUCUAUACAGCAACUAACUGAGGUUUCUGUUGCUAACGAUUACUCUACUUGGUCCAAGUACUUCAAUCAGAUUUUAACAGUUGUACUUGAGGUUUUGGAUGAUUCUGACUCGUUCAUUCGGGAGCUUGCUCUCUCGUUGAUUAUUGAAAUGCUUAAAAACCAGAAGGAUGCCAUGGAAGAUUCUGUCGAAAUUGUGAUCGAAAAGUUGCUUCAUGUUACCAAAGAUAUUGUUCCCAAAGUCUCUAAUGAAGCUGAGCACUGCCUGACCAUUGUUUUAUCACAGUAUCAGUAUGAUCCAGUCAGAUGUUUGAGUGUUAUUGUUCCUUUGUUGGUUACUGAAGACGAGAAAACUCUUGUGACCUGCAUAAGCUGUUUGACGAAGCUUGUGGCUCGGCUCUCACAAGAAGAAUUGAUGACUCAAUUGCCAUCUUUCUUGCCUGCCCUUUUUGAAGCCUUUGGAAACCAGAGUGCAGAUGUUCGCAAGACUGUUGUUUUUUGUCUGGUGGAUAUUUAUAUAAUGCUCGGGAAGGCCUUUUUGCCAUACUUAGAGGAUCUCAACAGCACACAGUUGCGGUUGGUUACCAUAUAUGCUAAUCGAAUCUCACAGGCCAGGACAGGCACACCGAUUUACACCGGCCAUGGUUAGCUACUGUAGGGAUUUUGCAAAGUUUCCAGGUUGAAGUACAAUGGCAGAUUUCAUUAACACUUGUGAGGGAAUUAUUUUUGGUCUUUGGGGCAUGAUGGCAAACAACUUCUCUGCUGCUUCUUUGGUAGACCCAUGUUGUUGGACAAUAGCUGAAUUGAAGUUGGCGUAAUGUAACUUUUAAUCACCGGAAAAUAUGACAUUAUAAGUUUACACUUCAAUUUUAAUGAGUAGAUAAAAUUGCAUUUUAGUA